This is a messenger RNA of Marchantia polymorpha subsp. ruderalis, 4125 nucleotides long. The record is from the annotation of a GenBank genome assembly. Lineage: Eukaryota; Viridiplantae; Streptophyta; Marchantiopsida; Marchantiales; Marchantiaceae.
CAUUGUCAGGACUUUGGAGAAUCAAUUGCUACAUUCAGCCAAAGGUCACGUCGAUUGACCCAACAGGUCGAUAUAUCGAUUCUUCAAGGCAAGAACACUCUGAUUCCUGCGGUCGAAGGCUUCUGAACAGAGAACUAUGAGGGCAGACGAAGGCGAUGAUUAAAUCGUUGAUGCAUCCGGCAUGUUAUCGUGAAGACCAGGUUUAUGGCCGAACGUGUUUGAAUAUAUUAGAACGACAAGGACAGCGCAUGAUAACAGUAGCUCUUACUGCACGAAUUUGAAUUCAUGAGUGAUCGUGAUGAGCCCAAUGAGAUGUCCUCCAAAUGGAUGCUCCACAAUAAAAAAAAAAUAAAAAAUCCAUAAUUAUGGAAGAAGAUUUUUGUGAAGGGUAGAUUUGACCACUCAAGACUAGAACAAUUUUCUCCUGGAAUCACUUCGAACGAGCGGGAGAAGCUGUUGCUCUGUCCCCACAACACCCUUUGGUACUCCAGACUUCAAAGGUUUUUCGCUUCACAGAAAUCAGAGUCGAAGCCUCAUCUCGCACUAAUGCAAGACACUGGAACGUGUCCGAUUUCUUGCAUGGGACGGAUUUCGUACUUCCGAUGGUCGUGACGAGAAAUGUGGAGCUCUAGAUGCAGCGACUGAACAAGUUUAUGGAAGCCAAAAAGGUCCAAGUUUCAGACAUAUUCUUCUCCCGUUCAUGAAAAUUACUGCAAAGUUGGGCGCCUUUGUUUCAUUAAGUCAGAGGGAAGAAAAAAUGUGAAUUUUCUGACUCAGCCAUCGAUCGACCGAUCUGCAUGAAAUCAGACACAGCUCCUAACUACUAAUCAAAAUGGAAGAAAAAACCCAAUUUUUCUCGCGGUUUGGAAAUCACGCCUUUCAAGUACAUCCCCGGCAGAACACAGAGUUUUGGGCGCGACCUGGUGACAUCGUAAUCCGGAGAAUGCUAGACUACGAAGAUCUAGGCGAUGAACACUUCAGCAAUCAGGUCAUGUCGCUGUGGAACUUUGCAGAACUAUACAAAGACAUGUAUUUCUCGAUGCCAGAGAGAUGUAGCAACCCGAUCGAAAGACAGAAAUUCCAAAGGCUCUACUUCAGAAACGGAGAUCACGUGAUCCGACGCGGGUGUUUCAAACGGGAAAACAAUUACCAAUUUAGAGAUUAUAAAACCAUCGUUGUGUACGUAUACUGGCCUGGAUAUCACCGGUACGGUCCGUUUGUCAGAUUGAAUGCAAUUUGCGAGAAUACAUAUCCGGUCGGUAUUUAUCUACCACCACUGGGUACAGUUCGAUGUCGUGCUCAAAGCUUUAGGUUCACCACGAGUCAAGUAGGAUGGAGUCUCGGCGAUUUGUUGGUGCGGCACUGCAGGCCAGGACCCCCCGGCGUUCCCAGCCCUGGGUGGUCAAGGCUGUUAGGCAUAGGCAUUGUAACUCUAGACUCGAGGAUGGACAUGCUCAAAUCGGGAGACAUACUCAUCAAAACCAAAGGCCGCCCCAUAGAACCAGAUGGGCCGCGAGUCACCGCCGCCAGAUACAACACUCGCUUGGAAAUUUAUGCAUUUAUUUUCACCCAAGCCGACUCCGACGGCGGAGACAGCUACUGGACGUUCAUGUGCGCUGAUUCUUUCCGAUACGACUUCGCCGACCCGGACUCCGACUUGAAGCUCCCGAUCGCCUACGGCGUUCCUCAGCCCGCAGACAUCAUGAUCUCCAUCGACGAGGAGUUCUCAAAUUACGACCCCGGCACCGAGCGCGGCGGCUAUGUCAAGUUCUACCAGAACCCCGCCACCAGCCUGGACAAGCCCGAGAGGCUCAUCACCCUCUACCCGCCCACCCGCGUUCCCGAGACCGGGCCGACCUCCUUCGGAGGCCCUCCGCCGAACCUCGAGGCGGGGAGAGCAGCGUGGCUGGACCCCGGGAAGAUGUGUUUCGGCGACUUACCGGUGCCCCUGGGCGAGUCGUCUCGCCCGCUGGUGUUCCGGUUCGGCCACUGGGCCCCGAACCCGGACCAGGAAGCGGAGGAGGCGUGGGUCUGGGUAUGGAAUCCGGUGGUCGAGCUGUAUUCUCGGCACCCGCGGGCAUCGGACGGAACGACCUACAUCCGGCACGACCGGACGGGGAUCGAUUACGGCGCGGAAACGGGAAUGCCGGAGUUCGAAUCGUUCAGCAGCGAGGAAUUGGACAUCCACACGCCCAUCCCCAUGGCGGACUUCGAAAUCAUGACGGGCGAUGUGGUCAUCCGCCGGGACCUUCGGCACAAUGUGCAUCCCUUCCUCAAGUACGGGAUGCUCCCGGCCUCGGAUCGGCGCGAGGGCUGGGUGCGCCUGUGCCCCGGCGACCUGCUGCUCCGCUUCGGCCAGCUGAAGGACCCCGGGCAUCUCCGGAUCGGCGAUAUCGACGCUCACCACCACCACGCGGACGACCCUCCCGGCAACCGGUUCAUCUUCGGGGUCGAGCUCUACGGGCUGACGCUGGACGAGGAUCACCAAGGGGUCUGGCUGUUCAGGGGCCGCGACGAAGUCGUCUUCGGCAACAUCCGCAGGUACAUGGUUCCUCCCAGACCGCCCCUGGACAGGGGAGGCGACAUCCGGCUUCAGGGCUUCUUGGACGGCAACCCGUACUGGUACAACUCCCCGUUCAGUGCCACACUGCCCACCGCUACUAUGGUCGCGGUGGGUGGGGGGCGAAGCGAGUCGGAGCAGAGGGCGAGAAUCGAGGCCCGUUGCGAUAACUGGGGCGAGUACGUAUCAAUUCAUUAUCCCCCGCGAAGACGCACGAGAGUUCCGUGCGAGCUUUUCUGUCCCGAGUUUCCGAGCCACGAGACCGGCCGAGAAUCCGUCAACGGCUCUCCACCCGUGCAAGCACUCUCGCCGCAGCCUCCUGAAUGAUCCGUGAGCAGUGCGAACCUCGGCUGCUCGAGCAUCGAGUUGAUUCUCACUCCGACCCGAUAGCAGAAUUUUUUUUGGAGGGAUCGUGCAUGAAUUCCAGAUCUCUGCAGACCUGCUGUGACUCUGGAGCCACAGACGCAGACUUCAGACACUCCGGUCGACCCCUCGGCCUACCUAUCCCAUCUCUGGAUUCCGAUGGUUUGUACUGUCAGCCUAAGGUGCCUGGGCCGCAAGGUACGACAGCUCAACGUAAACACCGUCACAGCCGUGGCCGAUCGAUCAACAUCAUUCGUACCGGGCCAUUCGAACCCGAACCCACUGAGGAUAGAUUGCGAGGAAUAUCACGAGAUCAUGGGAAGUUAGAGGUACAGUCUGUAGGCUUCGCCGCACAAAACCUUCUUUGCGGGAGAAAGGAAAAUUAUUUGAAAGAGCAGCAUUCAUAUGCUCUUGUAACACACGAUUGAGAAGACGUGUCAACUAACUUACAGGAGAUGAAGUGUUUUCCGUAAAAAGAGGAAAAUAAAUUUUUUCUUUGCUUGCUGGCCAAUAUCGCUUCUUACGCGGGGAUGGGGCGGGCAGUCAGUCAUCCAGUUUUGAACUUGACUUCAAUCCUGUCAGGUUUCUACCUCUAACGAAUAUAUCUGCUCCAAGCUUUGGGUUAAAACAUUCUCCACCUGUUGAGCAAUCGCGAGAGGAUGUACAAUACUCUUGUGCACCUUCCUGACUGAUGCACUCGCUCCCACGAUUCACUUCAUCUCUCACUGUCGACUGCUACAGCUUUGUGAACAAUCAGAAGGUCAACCCAUUUCAAAAAUUUCUCAAUUGAUUUCUAUCAACAGUCUCGCACACGAGUCUGCUGAAUCUUAGAAAGAAGAAGCAGAUUCUUACAGAGGUAGACUUAGAGAAAAGCUGAACUUCUGACGUGUGAGGCGACGAUUGACGAUUUCCAGCACACAUCAUACACACAGUUCAGCACAUUCUGUAGAGCUCUUCCAGGACUCAACAGGUCAGCCUAGUAAAGACUAAUGGAGGGUGAGAUUUAUGUGACAGUCCCGCUAGGAACUGCGAAACAAGAAUAUUGGGAAAUCCUGUGUGCCAGGAUAGAAGUAACUGCGCCGUCUGCUUGUGCAGUGAUUAGAAUCUCGAGAUUGUACUUCUCGGAUAUCAGGAAUCCUCGACGCACGAUCUGCUUCAUAAGCUGAAAUCGAGGAGCAAACUGAGUAUAAUCAACGAUCCAA